UUUGAGCAGAAAACUGGUGCAGUUUUUGAUGAAAUUGUAGAGAACUAAAUACCUCACCAAGUUCCUGACAAAACAAAAUUAAACAACAAUUUUGGAAUUUGAUUGGAAUUGUCUUGAAUCUAUAAAUCAAGAGAGAGAACUGGCAUGUUUAUGAUACUGAGUCUUCCUAUCUAUGAACUUGCCUAUUUAAACAAAUCCUGGCCCUGGCUCACUAAUGGGUUGGUACCUGAAGUUUGAAAGAAGAGUGAAUUGUUGUAUUCUAGUUAUUAUCCCAUUUCCAUGAAAAGUUUCCUGCUGGUCACUGGCCUAUUAAUAGCUAAGGUGGUGGUAUCAUGGAUACAGAAAUGUCUGAAGAUAUAGACCACAACUUAACUCCUACCCUUGACAGCAUGCCGUAUUGAAUGCCGAAUCAAACAGGAUCUGAAAAUUCAUUGCUGGAUGAAGAUGAUUAUUUUUUGAACUCUGGGGAUCUUGCAGGAAUUCCAGUCGUUGGUAGUGACAAUGAGGAUGAACAGGAUUUUAGUUCAAAAGACAAUCUUGUUUCUUCAGUUCAUACUGACGAUAGCUUGGAAGUAGAGAGAAGAGUCACACAGCAUGAAUCAGACCAUGAAAAUGAAAUACAGAUUCAAAAUAAAUUUAAAAAAGACUUUCCUAAACAGUUUGAUCAGGUUUCUGUCUUUAAAUCAAUACGGAAAGAUUUUAGUCUAGUAAGAGAAAACAGCAAAGACACAUUUUCUGGAAAGGAGAAAAAUAGAGACCUAACUUAUGAACAUGAAAAACAGUUGGACAAAUCCCAUAAAGAGGUGGAUUCAAGGUUGAAAAGCAGUUUUUUUGAUAAAGCAGCUAAUCAAGUUGAAGAAACAUUACAUACUCAUUUACCACAAACCCCAGAAACAAACUUUAGGGAUUCCAGCUAUCCAUUUGCCAAUAAAGAACCCAUUGGUUCGGAACUGGGGAAUUCCUUUGCAUCAAAUAUUAGAAUUAAAGAAGAACCUUUGGAUGAGGAGUAUGACAAAGCACUGGCACCACAGCAGGGACUGCUAGACAAAAUUAAAGACGAACCUGACAAUGCUCAAGAGUUUAAUCAUGGCCAACAGCAAAAAACUCAAGAGGGGGAACUGAAAAUUAGUGCUGUGUUUUCAGUCAGUGGCAGUCCUCUUGCUCCACAGUUGACUACUGGCUUCCAGCCUCCUCUGGCGUCAUCGGGCAUGAAUAAAAUGCUACCUUCAGUUCCAGCCACAGCUAUUCGAGUUUCCUGUUCUGGUUGUAAAAAAGUUCUACAGAAGGGGCAAACUGCUUAUCAGAGGAAAGGGUCUACGCAGCUUUUCUGUUCUACACUGUGCCUCACUGGAUAUACAGUUCCACCCGCCCGCCCACCACCUCCUCCCACCAAGAAAACUUGUUCAAGUUGCUCUAAAGACAUUUUAAAUCCAAAGGAUGUGAUCAGUGCCCAAUUUGAAAAUACGACCAGUAGUAAAGAUUUUUGCAGCCAGUCAUGUUUAUCAACAUAUGAACUGAAAAGAAAACCUGUUGUUACCAUAAAUACGAAUAGCAUUUCAACCAAAUGCAGCAUGUGUCAGAAGAAUGCUGUUAUUCGACAUGAAGUUAAUUACCAAAAUGUGGUACAUAAACUUUGCAGUGAUGCCUGCUUCUCUAAGUUUCGCUCUGCUAACAACCUCACCAUGAACUGUUGUGAGAACUGUGGGGGUUACUGUUACAGUGGCUCUGGACAAUGCCACAUGCUUCAGAUAGAGGGACAGUCUAAGAAGUUUUGUAGCUCAACGUGUGUUACAGCAUAUAAGCAGAAAUCAGCCAAAAUUACACCAUGUUCGCUUUGCAAAUCAUUGAGAUCCUCAGCAGAAAUGAUUGAAAAUACCAAUAGUUUGGGAAAGACAGAGCUUUUCUGUUCUGUUAAUUGCUUAUCUGCUUACAGAGUUAAAAUGGUUACUUCUGCAGGUGUACAAGUGCAGUGUAACAGUUGUAAGACUUCAGCAAUCCCUCAGUAUCACCUAGCCAUGUCAGAUGGAAGUAUACGCAACUUCUGCAGCUACAGUUGUGUGGUAGCUUUCCAGAAUUUGUUUAACAAACCAACAGGAGUAAAUUCUUCAGUAGUGCCCUUGUCUCAGGGCCAAGUAAUUGUAAGCAUCCCCAGAGGUUCAACAGUGUCAGCGGGAGGAGGUAACACCUCUGCUGUUUCUCCCACCUCCAUCAAUAGCUCUGCUGCAGCUGGUCUCCAGCGUCUUGCUGCCCAGUCUCAACAUGUUGGGUUUGCACGAAAUGUUGUAAAACUUAAGUGUCAGCACUGCACCCGUCUUUUUGGCACAAAACCAGAACUUCUUGACUAUAAGGGUAAAAUGUUUCAGUUCUGUGGCAAGAAUUGUUCUGAUGAAUAUAAAAAAAUAAAUCAUGUAAUGGCAAUGUGUGAAUAUUGUAAAAUUGAGAAAAUUUUAAAGGAGACUGUGAGAUUCUCAGGUGCUGACAAGUCAUUCUGUAGUGAAGGUUGCAAAUUGCUUUAUAAACAUGACUUGGCCAAGCUCUGGGGAAAUCACUGUAAAAUGUGCAGUUAUUGUUUACAGACAUCUCCCAAAUUGGUGCAGAGUAAUUUGGGGGGGAAAGUGGAAGAGUUCUGUUGUGAAGAAUGUAUGUCCAAAUAUACAGUUCUGUUUUACCAGAUGGCCAAAUGUGAUGGUUGUAAGCGACAGGGUAAACUCAGCGAGUCCUUGAAAUGGCGGGGAGAAAUGAAACAUUUCUGUAACCUGCUUUGUAUCUUGAUGUUCUGUAAUCAGCAAAGUAUAUGUGACCCACCUUCACAAAACAAUGCAGCAAGUAUUUCCAUGGUGUCAGCUGCUUCAGCAGGGCCCCCAUCGUUAAGAAAAGACUCAACUCCAGUUAUAGCUAAUGUAGUGUCAUUAGCAAGUGCUCCUGCUGCUCAGCCCACAGUCAAUUCUAACAGCGUUUUACAAGGUGCAGUUCCAACAGUAACAGCGAAAAUCAUUGGAGAUGCAAGUACACAAACAGAUGCCCUGAAACUGCCACCUUCCCAGCCUCCAAGACUUUUGAAGAAUAAAGCUUUAUUGUGCAAACCCAUCACACAGACUAAAGCCACCUCAUGCAAACCACAUACCCAAAACAAAGAAUGCCAGACAGAAAACACACUAAGCCCAUCCCAGGUCAUUAUGGUGCCAGUUCCUGUACCAGUGUUUGUGCCCAUACCUCUUCAUCUGUAUACUCAGUAUGCACCAGUCCCAUUUGGAAUUCCAGUUCCAAUGCCUGUCCCUAUGCUUAUUCCAUCCUCGACGGAUAAUGAAGAUAAAGCCACUGAGAGUAUUGAAGACCUUAAUGAAAAGCUUCCUUCACAUCCAUUUGAAGCCGAUCUCCUUGAGAUGGCAGAAAUGAUUGUAGAAGAUGAAGAGAAGAAGACUCUAUCUCAGGGAGCCGAAAGAAAACGGCAUCGUCAACAGUAUAUGUCUGAAGACCAACUAUUGCCACAACGUACCUCUGAAGCCGAAAGAAGACGGUGUCGUCGACAGAAUAUGUCUGAAGAACAACAAUUGGUACAACGUAUCCCUGAUGCUGAAAGAAAGCGACGUCAUCGACAGAAUAUGUCUGAAGAACAACUAUUGGCACAACGUACUGCUGAAGCUGAAAGAAGCCGGCGUCGUUGGCAGAAAAUGUCUGAAGAACAGUCAUCGACAAGAUCCCAAACUUCUGAACAAGAACUCUUUCUAGACACAAAGAUAUUUGAAAAAGACCAAGGAAGCACAUACAGUGGUGACCUGGAAUCAGAGGCAGUAUCUACUCCACAUAGCUGGGAGGAAGAGUUGAAUCAUUAUGCCUUAAAGUCAAAUGCCGUGCAAGAGGCUGAUUCAGAAUUGAAGCAGUUCUCAAAAGGGGAAACUGAACAGGAUCUGGAAGCAGACUUUCCAUCAGAAUCCUUUGACCCAUUGAAUAAAGGGCAGGGAAUCCAGGCACGUUCCCGAACAAGACGACGACACAGAGAUGGCUUCCCCCAGCCCAGGCGAAGAGGACGAAAGAAGUCUAUAGUACCUGUGGAGCCCAGGAGUCUUAUUCAAGGAGCCUUUCAAGGGUGCUCAGUGUCUGGGAUGACACUGAAAUAUAUGUAUGGGGUAAAUGCCUGGAAGAACUGGGUUCAGUGGAAAAAUGCCAAGGAAGAGCAGGGGGAUCUGAAAUGUGGCGGAAUUGAACAUGCCUCAUCUAGCCCAUGUUCUGAUCCCUUAGGAAGUGCUCAAGACCAUCCACUCUCCCAAGAAUCCUCAGAGCCAGGCUGUAGAGUCCGCUCUGUCAAGCUGAAGGAAGAUAUUUUGUCAUGCACUUUUGCUGAGUUGAGUGUGGGCUUAUGCCAAUUUAUCCAAGAGGUGCGGAGACCAAAUGGUGAAAAAUAUGAUCCAGACAGUAUCUUAUACUUGUGCCUUGGAAUUCAGCAGUACCUGUUUGAAAAUGGUAGAAUAGAUAACAUUUUUACAGAGCCCUAUUCCAGAUUUAUGAUUGAACUUACCAAACUCUUGAAAAUAUGGGAACCUACAAUACUUCCUAAUGGUUACAUGUUCUCUCGCAUUGAAGAAGAACAUUUGUGGGAGUGCAAACAGCUGGGCGCUUAUUCACCAAUUGUCCUCUUGAACACCCUUCUUUUCUUCAAUACCAAAUACUUUCAACUAAAGAAUGUUACUGAGCACUUGAAGCUUUCCUUUGCCCAUGUGAUGAGACGGACCAGAAUUUUGAAGUACAGUACCAAGAUGACAUAUCUGAGAUUCUUUCCACCUUUACAGAAGCCAGAGUCAGAACCAGAUAAACUAACUGUUGGCAAGAGGAAACGAAAUGAAGAUGAUGAGGUUCCAGUGGGUGUAGAAAUGGCAGAGAAUACAGACAAUCCACUAAGAUGCCCUGUCAGACUUUAUGAGUUUUACCUGUCAAAAUGUUCUGAAAGUGUGAAGCAGAGGAAUGAUGUGUUUUACCUUCAACCCGAGCGUUCCUGUGUCCCGAAUAGCCCCAUGUGGUACUCCACAUUCCCGAUAGACCCUGGGACCCUGGACACCAUGUUAACACGUAUUCUCAUGGUGAGGGAGGUACACGAAGAACUUGCCAAAGCCAAAUCUGAAGACUCUGAUGUUGAAUUGUCAGAUUAAAGCAGAAGUGGGGUUCCAAUUUUCAUACACAUUGGUAUGCACCAAACUGUGAAUGCAUCCAAGCUUUGGAAAACGAUGUAUAAGUCCAAGUCCCCUUGACUUGAUUAUAACAUAAUGGAAAAUAGAUAACUCGUGAACCACAGUGUGGAUGUACAAAUGAAAAUUGAAGGAAAGAAUGUGAACUGAGAAAUGUUGUUCUUUGGCAGUGAUAUAGUUCUUAGACAUCUUCAGAAUGACUAACCAAUUUCUCUGAGUGGUGCAUAGUCUUAUUUUGUUUGGGAAUAACAAAUUGUGGAAUAUUUUUAAGGAAAACAGUUAUAUAAAACUCUACCAUAGUAACCUUAGACCUUAGAGAGGUAACUUUGGAGUGAAACCUUGGCUGCAAUAGGCUACUUGGAGGAGCCCUAUGUCAAAGUCAGGGGAGCAAUAGAGCUAAGAGUGACAUCAAAUGAGGACCGUGGGACCCAGACUUGAAGAACCAAUAAAAAUACUGAACUUUUAUUAUAAGGUAGAGAGUGAAGGGGUCUUGAUUUUGAUUUUCACUGCCAAGCCAUUUCUGUGAAGGAUCGAAGCCUCUGUGCUUUGCCGUUGGCCCUCGCAUCAGGAAGCAAGGCCUUCCCUGCUGUUCCCAGAAUACUGUGUGAUUUUACUUCCUGGGUCUAGCCGUCUCAGCUCUGGGUCGAUGUGGGUAAAUUAAGGUAAAGCAGUUGAAACUGUGCAGUCCAGUUACACAUAGAGAAGUACCGUGGAGCCAUUAGACCCCGGGCGUCUUGAAAUGUUUCUAGAAAACCCACUAAAAUGCCCACUUCUCUGGGUGUCAGCCUUUAUUGCUGCUGUCUCAUGGCAUGAGCUGUGGUGCACAGAAAUGGGGGUUAUCCUUUUGUUUUCAUUUUAUCCCCAAAUGGCAGCUUUCCUUUCAUUGUUUUAUCUUCCUAUUUUCUAAAUAAUUCCUCUUAUUUUGUCUUUAGCACCAAUUUCUGGAGGCCUGUGUCAUUUCAAAAAGGGUAGUCUCUCUCCUAACUGGCAAACCUGUGGAUGAUUCCACAAAGACACAGUAUUAUUUAGCUAUCGGAAUUAUGAUAGAAAAGAUCUUAGUGUGUUCCUAUACAAAGUAUUUGGAAGAUGACCUUGUGGUCCUAAGGAACUUGAAAAUGGGGCUAGGAUGCAAAGACACUGACUGUCUUUCAUAGUCAUAAGCAGGUCUUCUUAUAGCAUUAUUCCAAACUCUAGCUGUUUUAGUGGUUUUCUGAGGGUUGCAAGUCAUAGUGUGUUUGACAUAUCGAUCCAUCUUCCUCAUCUCCAUUCUCAGUUUCUUCCCCACAAAAUUUUGAAUCAAAGCUUUUAUGAUGUUGGCUAAUCACAAAACUUUAGCAGAGAUUAACUUGACCCUAAUAGAAAUGAGAGAAGUCCAAAGUCUCUCAGAAAUUUUAACCUUGACAUACGUUUAAAUAUGUCCCAUUUUUUAGGUGGGAGUGGCAGGUUCUUGGUUUUUUUUUAAAUAAGUAAUUGAAAGUCAUUUAACUACAAUAAAAAUUUAAAACUAGGCCUUUUGACAUUGUGUACUUGAUGGUUCUGUCCCUCGGCCUGUGACAAAUUUCAUUUUUGUUAUGAGAACUGUGUAAAGAAGUAAGUCCGCCCCAGUUCUGUAUGAUUUAAUUCCAUCUGUGUUUGUCAUCUCUGAUUGGAAAACUUCUUACUUCCAGACCUUGUUUAACAUGGAGGAAAAAACAAUUGAAUUGUCUCAUAAGUCUGCCAAUAAACUGUCCAGAAACUUCAGGUGUAAUAGUCCCCAAUAUAUUCAUUUUCUGUUUUGUAUAAACACUAACAUUUCCCUUUCUAUUGUUGUAUGAAAAACAAAUAUUCUUGGCACGGUAGAGAAAUUGUUAUAAAACACCAGAGAGGAAAAAGAAAUCUGUAUUUUUUAACUGAGAACAGCCAAUACCCCACGUAAAUGACUAUAUUGGGAUUUAAAUUGCAUAUUAAAUCACAGAGUUGUUCAGACCCUAAAUUCAUACAAGAAAAUAUUGGCCAUUCCUCAUAAGCAUAGCUGUUGAUAUGUGUCCAAUUAUUUGCUUUUAAAAAUUUAUUAAAGUUAUGUAAAAUUACAUUUUUUUCCAGGAGAAGGGGAAAAAAAAAUCAAACACAGAGAAACAACUAAGUUAUCCUUUCUGUUCUUUUUUUAACCACUUUUAACCCCUUGCAGAAACUACAGAACUAUUCCCUUAGAAUAAAAUAGUAUAUUUGUAUUUGAUGGGUGAGUUAUCCUUUUCUUUAUAAUUUUCUUGAAAUAAAUUUAAAUAUUUUUUUCUGUUUGACCAUAUUGGUAUGACCGACAGAUGGUAUAUAACAAAGAAAGCAGUUUUCAUAAAAUAAAUUAUUUGGUAUUUACUCUGUCCAGUAAACAUAUUGUUUCAUUACA
Messenger RNA from Myotis davidii, 7563 nucleotides. RefSeq names its product zinc finger, MYM-type 4 (gene ZMYM4). Gene Ontology annotation, molecular function: zinc ion binding. Lineage: Eukaryota; Metazoa; Chordata; Mammalia; Chiroptera; Vespertilionidae. Bases 402 to 5144 code for a protein of 1580 amino acids. The record is from RefSeq and is a predicted model, not a curated record. The transcript has 32 exons.